UUUUCCAAAUUCACAGUAAGUCUUACUUUUACGAGGCUAUUUUGACGAGUCUCCAUGUAACCGGGAACGCUCUCUCUCUCUCUCUCUCUCUCUCUCUCUCUGCCAUUUCCCGGCGGCGGAAAAAUGAGGGCGGUGGUGAUCACGAAGCCGGGAGGCCCGGAAGUUCUUGAGGUUCAAGAAGUCGAAGACCCUAAAUUUGGAGACGAUGAAGUUCUGAUCAAGGUAGCGGCCACGGCCUUGAAUCGGGCGGACACCCUACAGAGGAUGGGAAAAUAUCCUCCGCCAAAGGGAGCCUCCCCUUACCCUGGCCUUGAAUGCUCCGGCAUAGUUGAGGCCGUCGGGAAGAACGUCACGCGGUGGGUUGUCGGCGAUCAGGUCUGUGCACUUCUUAGUGGAGGUGGAUAUGCAGAAAAAGUUGCAGUGCCAGGUGUUCAGGUUCUUCCUAUUCCACAUGGUGUUUCUUUAAGGGAUGCUGCAAGCUUGCCAGAGGUUGCUUGUACUGUAUGGUCAACUGUUUUUAUGAUGAGCCGCUUGUCUCCAGGGGAAAGUUUUCUGGUACAUGGAGGAUCAAGCGGUAUUGGCACAUUUGCUAUUCAAAUUGCCAAACAUAUCGGAGCAAGAGUUUUUGUUACAGCAGGAAAUGAAGAGAAGCUGAGAUUUUGCAAGGAACUUGGGGCAGAUGUGUGCAUAAAUUAUAAAACCCAAGAUUUCGUUAAACGUGUCAAAGAAGAAACAGAAGGCAAAGGUGUUGAUUUCAUAUUAGACAAUGUAGGUGGUUCCUACUUCCAGCGGAAUCUGGACAGCUUGAACGUGGACGGGAGGCUUUUUAUUAUUGGCACGCAAGGUGGCCCCAUUGCUGAAUCCAAUAUUAGUUGCUUCAUAGCAAAGCGUCUCACAGUACAAGGUGCUGGUCUAAGAAAUAGAACUACCGAAAACAAAUCUGUAAUUGUGAGUGAAGUUGAGAAGAAUGUUUGGCCUGCUAUUGAAGCUGGGAAGGUGAAGCCUGUAAUAUACAAGGUGUUUCCAUUAUCUGAGGCAGCAGAAGCCCACAGGAUCCUGGAAAGCAGCACACACAUUGGGAAGAUUCUACUGGUUCGUUGAUUUUAGCUACAAGAAAGCAGACAAGAUUGGCAAAUAGAUGGGAAGUUUUCUUUGUUGCCUCUGCUCCUUCAUUCCAUUUUAAUGUUGAACUGCGGAAAAUAAAUUUAAUUUCAGCUGUGAGCUCACGAAAAAAAAAAGAUUAAGUCCUGAUACCUGAUUAUUGUAAGUUACGGCAAAUUCUCACUGAGAAGGCUCUCCUACCUUUCUUGUUGUCUCGAA
Nymphaea colorata (pocket water lily) is the source of this 1320-nucleotide messenger RNA. RefSeq lists its product as uncharacterized. Gene Ontology annotation, molecular function: oxidoreductase activity. NCBI's taxonomy places the organism in Eukaryota, Viridiplantae, Streptophyta, Magnoliopsida, Nymphaeales, Nymphaeaceae. The transcript is spliced from 6 exons. The record is from RefSeq and is a predicted model, not a curated record. Bases 124 to 1101 code for a protein of 325 amino acids.